This is a messenger RNA of Besnoitia besnoiti, 1623 nucleotides long. RefSeq names its product CAF1 family ribonuclease. The transcript has 8 exons. NCBI's taxonomy places the organism in Eukaryota, Apicomplexa, Conoidasida, Eucoccidiorida, Sarcocystidae. The record is from RefSeq and is a predicted model, not a curated record. The coding region runs from base 1 to 1623 and encodes 540 amino acids. Gene Ontology annotation, molecular function: 3'-5'-RNA exonuclease activity; RNA binding. Gene Ontology annotation, cellular component: cytoplasm.
AUGGACCCUGCAAAGGAGAAGGAGAGUGAGGGCUCGCCCUCGUCUGACGAUGAGGAGAAGCCGAGACCCCCCAUCCGCCGCGCACAGUCGCCAACACCAUCGCAACGUCAAUCUUGCCUGAGUGAAACGGAGAAGGCGCGACUGCUGGACCAGGCUGUGAAGGAUAUCUGCGAGGCAGACUUCGUCGCUAUCGACUUGGAGUUCACGGGCCUUUUCCCGCAGGCAUUGUCAGCCUCUUCGAAACGCCCGCCCUCUCUCUCCUCGUACUACGAGCUUUGCAUCCAAGGCGCCGAGUUCUUUCUCGCGCCGCAGUUGGGCAUCUGCACAGCGCGCCGCUGUCCGCCGGCGGGCGCGUCCGCCUCCGCUUCCUCAGCCUCCACCCCUGCCGGCGGAAGCGACGGCGGCCGGUCGACCGCAAGUAACGAAAAAACUUGCGCAGGCGACAGCUGCGGAGCUUCUGAGAAACCCGAGUGUUGCCAAGAGUCACAACCGAGUGGGAAGUGGAUACUGGCUCCCUACACGUUCCACGCGUUUCCCAGCCAGCGCACGCAGGGCGGUGUCGACACGUGCACGCUCAAAUGGCUUCUCCAGAAUGGAUUCGACUUCAACCAGUGGAUCAGCACAGGCUUCAACUACAUGCGUCUCGCAGAACUUCAACAGCAGGCGCGCCAGGUGGCAAACUCACCGGCCUCCCAGCGCCGCGGCUCGGCCGCGGGCAAGGCCGGCGGGCCGAGCGGCUCCUCGACCGACGAGGGCGUCGCCGAAGGCACCUACGGAAGGGCUUCGAGGGACAACGGCGGACGAACGCAACACGCGGACUGCGAAGCCAGAGGCGACGCUUCCGCCGCUGACAGUUUGGGGCCACAGCUCUCCGGGGGCCUUGAGGUGACGGGACUGCAGCGGCUUAUCGAGGCAAUCGUGGAGAAUGAGAAGCCGCUAGUGGUGCACAACGGGCAUCUCGACUUGCUGCAUGUCUUCGACAAGUUCAUUGGGAAAGCUCCCGACACCCUGCGUGAAUUCUGCGUCGAACUGCUACGGCUAUUCACAGGAGGCAUAUACGACACCAAGCAUCUGGCAAACGAAGGCAAGACGUUUGUGUUGAAGAUAGGGGAUCCGAGGACCACAUCUCUGUUGGCGCUUCGUCACCAUCUCGUUCGCAGUGAGAGCCUGUGCGUCUUCGAGAUCGCGCUGCAUCGGAGAGGCGACUUCAAUCUGACGUUUCAGCAACUGAACUGCGACAACGGGCCAGAGUGUGGACGGUCGCACGAGGCAGGGUACGACGCCUUAUUGACCGCUCAGACAUUCGUGCUGGAACUUGACCUCUACGCGCAACACUACUCUCUCGCUGAACGGGAUACAUCCGGGACCGACGAAGGCGCAGAGCAACUUGACGAUGAUCUUUGGGCUUUAGAAGAGUCCCGGCCGGCAAAGAAACGCCGCAAAAAACGGAAAAAUAGGCCGAGGCGCCAGCCAAUCCCGAUUGACUGGAAUAAGCACCGGUGGUACGCCCCAUUCAGGAAUCAUAUAGGGGUUUCUGGCGUCAGGCCUGGCUACAUUGACCUCUCUACAGCAGGGCAAGAGCUAGAGGACGCCGAUAGCGUGCUGCUGUCGGCGCAGAAGUGA